AACUUACAGGUGACGCGCAUGCGCUGUGUCAGACAGUCCCCGUGGAUGGAGGCAGCUCGAGGACGGAGUGAAGAUCUAGAAUUGUAUUUAUUUGCAACCCAAAUCUCUGAUAAUAAUAACCCUUAGGGAUCAUGGUGAGCUGAGUGUCCGCCGUCCAUAUAAGUGGGAUCACAACAGGGCCAGGUCUACGCUGCAGGGAUCACAUUCACCGCUUGACACUGAAUUUAUAAUGGAAAGAUGCUGGAGGGUUGGUGUGCUGCAUUCAGUAUUUACAGGCAGCCCUGCAGGCUCCUUCACCCACAUGUAAAUAAUACGAAGUGUGCUGCAGGAGAGGCAUGCAGGGCCACAUGCGGCUCUUCUCCUGUGCCAUGCGAUCGUUCCUGCGAUGUUUCAGGCUGGGCAGGAGGUGGGGGCGCAGUAAGCUGCUGAAGAGAGCCAGGGAGCUGUGGAGCUACGGGAAGCUGUGUGCGAAAUCACUGUUCUACAACUCCCUCACAAACAGUGAUGUCGUCAUCGACUCGCUGUUUGAACCCAUCUACUGGCUGGUGGACCACGUCACUCGCUGGUUUGGGGUGGUGUUUGUGUUCUUGGUGAUUGUGCUGACCAGCUCCAUCGUGCUCAUUGUGUAUAUCUGCUUGCUGCCACUUAUCCUGGACACCUACAGCCCAGCCUGGAUCACCUGGCAUGUCUGCUAUGGGCACUGGAACCUGCUCAUGAUUGUCUUUCAUUAUUACAAGGCAGCCAGGACCUCACCGGGCUGCCCUCCCCAGAUGAAAACUGACACUCCUUCAGUGUCCAUCUGUAAAAAGUGUAUAGCACCCAAACCACCCAGGACACACCACUGUAGCAUCUGUAACCGAUGUAUACUGAAAAUGGACCACCACUGCCCCUGGCUCAAUAACUGUGUGGGCCACUUUAACCAUCGCUACUUCUUCUCUUUCUGCCUCUUCAUGACCAUGGGCUGUCUGUACUGCAGCAUCAGCAGCCGCGACAUGUUCAUUGAUGCUUACAAUGCUGUAGAGCAGAUGAAGAGUGCUGACCGCUUGAGGCUCAGGGUGACAGUGUCUGAGACAUACUACCAGACUCCACCCCCUCCCUUCACCUUCAAGGAGAGGAUGUUUCACAAGUGUGUCAUAUACCUUUGGGUGCUUUGCAGCUCGGUGGCACUAGCUCUGGGAAGUCUGACUCUGUGGCAUGCAAUGCUCAUCUCCCGCGGAGAGACCAGCAUUGAGAGACACAUCAACCGCAAGGAAAAGCACCGGCUUGAGAAGAAGGGCAAGCAGGUUUUCCGGAACAUUUUCCACUAUGGUCGCAUGAAUAACUGGAAGGUGUUCUUUGGAGUGGAGACAAGAAGUCACUGGCUGACUCGAGUUCUCCUGCCAUCGGCACACCCUCCGUAUGGAGAUGGCCUGACCUGGACUCUUUCUCCAACCACCACCAGGAGAACCUUGCUGGCAAUCUAACCCUGUCUCCUAAUUUUAUCAGGAAGUACUAGCCAUCUAACCAUUCCUCCUGGUCCCAUCACUGAGGACUGGAAUGCUUACCUGGAGAGUACACUCUAGACAAGACCGCUUGUAACCCACCCAGCUGUCUUCUCUGCCAAAUACAGGUCACAGAGACUGCUGUUUGAUUUUAGUGUUUGAGUGGAAAUCCCAGUGUUCUUAUUUUCUUAUUAUGCAAACCCCUCUUAAUGUAUUGUUUUGUUGUAUCCCAUCCAUUUCUUCCAUUAUUUAAGUGUUUUAUCUUGUCCCCUUGUCUGUACGGGGCUUGUUUUUAUUGAAGUACUGUGAAGUGACCGGUUAGGCUGGAGUGGGUUUAAAGGCCACCUUGACAAGAGCUUGGAGUGAGGUGCAUCGAACAAGGGAAGGCUGAUUAAACCAGGCCCUCGUCCAGCUACAGGAGACGUAAACAGCAGCGAACAAGUUGCAACUGGACCCUACUCACUGUGUUGCUAUUGCACCUUGGGGCCCAAACGAAGCAAUAAAUGUGUGCAUUCCAGGCUGCUACAGCUUCGACCUCACCAGGCCUGAAUGACAUUAAUUGGAGAUGCACAUUUUCUGUGCAUGUUUGUUAAUAAGUUACUGUGACUUUGAUAAUUAAAAAAAUAACCUGAUUUUUUUUUUUUUUUUUAAAUAAAUUAAAUCUUCAAGGUGGUUUG
Molecule: messenger RNA, 2158 nt
Organism: Polyodon spathula (Mississippi paddlefish)
Lineage: Eukaryota; Metazoa; Chordata; Actinopteri; Acipenseriformes; Polyodontidae
Product: palmitoyltransferase ZDHHC16B-like
Exons: 12
Coding region: 336-1463 (375 amino acids)
Biological process (GO): protein palmitoylation
Cellular component (GO): Golgi apparatus
Molecular function (GO): palmitoyltransferase activity
Source: RefSeq, a predicted model, not a curated record